This is a messenger RNA of Monomorium pharaonis (pharaoh ant), 1294 nucleotides long. RefSeq names its product trihelix transcription factor GT-2. The record is from RefSeq and is a predicted model, not a curated record. The transcript is spliced from 5 exons. Bases 21 to 923 code for a protein of 300 amino acids. NCBI's taxonomy places the organism in Eukaryota, Metazoa, Arthropoda, Insecta, Hymenoptera, Formicidae.
GUGAGCAAUAGGCGAUACAAAUGAACGCUCACAACGCUCGCGCUAAAGAGGUGGGUCGGCGUGAGCGUGUGACGUCACUAGUCAUCCAUAUUAUUUAUUUUCUUAAAGCUGUGUGUUUAUUCCAAAGAAGUUUCGUUAAAAAUAUGGAAAAAGUAACUUUAUACUGUCCCGAAAGUGAAAAAAUGUAUGAUGUAAUGUUGUCUCCUGAUGAUGCUCGUCGUGCUGCUUCAGAUAUUUCUUUUGCUACAACUCUUUUAAAUGCAGCAAUUAUAGAACAAAAUAAAGAAAAUGAGAUGAUGCAAGAUACAAUCAAUAAAAUUUCAACUAUAGAUAAUGAUUUGCCAAUAGAAGAAUGUGAAGAAGGUUCCCUAUAUCGAUGGACUGAUUCAUGUGUUAUUCUUUUAUUACGGACGUAUCAGGAACUAGAAACAAAAUUUACUAAUGGAAAGAUGUCACACAAAAAAUGUUGGGAACAGGUGGCUACAUUAUUAAAGGAAAAGGGAUACAAUGUAACGGGCCCUCAAUGUGCUUCAAAAUUAAGAAGUUUGAAAAAAACGUAUAAAUCGAUAAAAGAUUACAAUGCCAAAUCUGGCAACGAUCGACGUACCUGGCAACAUUUUGAGAUCAUGGAAGAAAUAUUUGCAAAAAGAGCUUGGUGCAAACCUGUUGCGCUUGCUUCAUCAAGUGGAUUAUUAAUAAAAAAUACGUCUUCUACAAGUUCAUGUACUAAUGAUAAUUCUUCUGAUGAUGAUAUUAGGUCUUCAGGCAGUACAAAGAUUACACGGACAUUAAUGGCAAAAUUGCUAGAAAAAAGACUUUCACAAAAAGAGAUUCAUGAACAGCGAAAACAAAAACGUCAUGAAGAUAGAAUGGUCAUGGAAGAAAAACUAAUUGAUUCACUUUCCAAGUUUCUUAAUAAGUGAUAUGUUUUAAUAUUUAAAACAUAUCACUUAUUAAAGUAAACCCUUUUUAGUUUUAUAUUUUUACUUGUGAUUAAAAAAUCCUAAAAAGAACGUUUUGGAACAGAGCCUUAAUAGUUAUUUUAUUUUUUUACAAACGCAAUGUAUAUUAUUACAUUUUUAAUAUUAGUUUAUAAAGACAAAGAACAAGUCUUUCAGUUCCUGUAUUCUUAUAACAUUUUAGUUUAUAUUAACUUUCGAUUAGUACCUGAUUGACUUUAUGAGUAUAUAUUAUUAUAUAGGGGAAGUUGGAGGAUAUUGAUACAGUCAUCAUAUCUCCACAUGGAAAAUAUCUAAGGUCAUUUAUUCGAGUGAGUCCCAGAUGCGCACAGUAA